AACAGAACGUCACUUCUCCUUAGUUCAGGCGGGCUGUUUGAAAGCAUAGACAGUUGCAGACAGAAGAUAGCUAAGCGUUUCAGUUGGCUUUUGAGUGACACAAGUAACAUUAAUAAUUAAUAUAUAUUGCAUAGUUAACAUGUUCGCUACAUAGAUAGUUUAGACCUUUGUGAAGACCCGGUGAAGGAUUGGACGCAUGUUAGUAUUUAACUAUUAAAGUUAGCUAGGUUAGCUUCUCCAGGUAACAAACAACGUUGGCUUGUGUUUGUUCUGUGUUUACGUAUCUAACAGCUAGCUAGCUAACCGAGCUAGUCAGUUGUUAAUGUUAGCUAAAUAAAAAAACUCUUGAUUUUACGAGCAAUGGACCGACCAUCAAGGAAGACAACAGUUGUGAGUUACUCUGAAGCAAAGGACUUCGAUGAUGAUGAGGAUUUUGCCUCUGUGAAGGCUCCACCCAGCAAAAAGGCCAGAGAGGAGAACAAGAACAAGAAAUCAUCAAGCAAGUCCUCCAGUCAAGAGUCAAAAUCACAAUCCACACUGAGCCAGAAGACCAGACCAUUAGAUGUGAAGUUGUAUGAAAGAGAUCUAGAAGCAGCCAUUACACUAUCCUUGCUUAAAAAUGAAGAUGGGAUAAAGGAACAGUCGCCAACCAGUAAAGGAGAUCUCAAGGUUCAUGUUCCUGUAGUUGAAAACACAGAUCCAACUUCUUUGCACAUGUCCAACUGCAGUGUGGAUUUGGCAGUUUUGGGCCUGGAGGAAAUCACAUCAGAAAAAGAGCCACCUGGCCUUUCCAGACAGCGAAAGGUUUCCACUAAAGGCACUGAGGAGAAAAGGUUCGAGGAUGAAGAUGAAGACUAUGAGCCCAAACUGACACCAGAGUCAGAAAGUGAUGAGGAUUUCAGUGAACCAUCUGAGAGCGAAGAUGAGGAAUUCACAGUGAAGAAAGUCAGCAAAACAAAAAAGAAGGAUAGAGUUACCAAGAACGAGAAGACCAAAAAGCCUUGUGUCUCUAAAAAAGAAAAGCAACCGUCAAAACCAUCAACAUCUCAAUCCCAGGCAGCAGCAGCUACCACACCGGUGAGAAGUCCUCCAACAGCCAAACUUGCAACCAAAAGACCUGCUCCAUCCUCCACAGUUUCCACAUCGAAACCUGCAUUAUCUCUAAGCCCAGCAGGGGGCAGGAUACCCAAGUGGAACCCUCCAGCUCAAGUUGGUGGAAGUCCCCCUUCAUCCAGUCCAGCAGUGAAGUCUCCAGGUCAGGGUCUGCGGCUUGGACUGUCCCGUCUUGUUCGAGUCAAACCUCUUCAUCCUAGUGUUGCAAGUCACUGACCUGUCUGUGGAUGCCCCUGUAUGUCAGUUGUUGUUGUUGUCCUUUUUAGCUUUAUUU
Messenger RNA from Etheostoma cragini (Arkansas darter), 1387 nucleotides. It is a transcript of the gene rad51ap1, whose product is annotated as RAD51 associated protein 1. The record is from RefSeq and is a predicted model, not a curated record. The transcript has 9 exons. Gene Ontology annotation, biological process: interstrand cross-link repair; double-strand break repair via homologous recombination. Gene Ontology annotation, molecular function: single-stranded DNA binding; double-stranded DNA binding. NCBI's taxonomy places the organism in Eukaryota, Metazoa, Chordata, Actinopteri, Perciformes, Percidae. Bases 361 to 1329 code for a protein of 322 amino acids.